AUGUCAUUCCGUGGUGGUCCCCCGCGUGGGCGUGGCGGUUUCGGUGGUGGUUUCGGUGGCCGAGGCGGUCGUGGUGGCUUUGCCCCGCGCGACAUGGGUCCGCCAGCGUCCGUCGUCGAGAUGGGCUCUUUCAUGCACGCCUGCGAGGGUGAGAUGGUCUGCAAGAGCGUCAACGCUGCCAAGAUCCCCCAGUUCAACGCCUUUGUCUUCCUCGAAAACAAGACAAACAUCGGCAAGGUGGACGAGAUUCUCGGUCCUAUCAACCAGGUCUACUUCACCAUCAAGCCUUCUGAGGGUAUCCAGGCCACCAGCUUCAAGUCUGGCGACCGUUUCUAUCUGUCCAGCGACAAGCUUCUGCCUUUUGAGCGCUUCAUGCCGAAGCCCAAGCCCCCACCGGGUACCGAGGUCAAGAAGGUUCGGAAGCCGGGCUUUGCUGCAGGUGGCCGUGGUGGCUUCAGCGGCGGCCGGGGCCGGGAACUUCCUCCACACUCCGAGCUGCUUCGCCCUGUUCUUCUCAAUGUUUUCGAGCGAUGCUUUUGA
This is a messenger RNA of Grosmannia clavigera kw1407, 540 nucleotides long. Its product is annotated as snornp protein. Gene Ontology annotation, cellular component: box H/ACA snoRNP complex. Gene Ontology annotation, biological process: snoRNA guided rRNA pseudouridine synthesis; ribosome biogenesis. The record is from RefSeq and is a predicted model, not a curated record. Gene Ontology annotation, molecular function: box H/ACA snoRNA binding. The transcript is spliced from 3 exons. Bases 1 to 540 code for a protein of 179 amino acids. Lineage: Eukaryota; Fungi; Ascomycota; Sordariomycetes; Ophiostomatales; Ophiostomataceae.